CGUUGUCGAAACCCCAUUCGAACAGUUCAUUUUCGAUCAGCACACGUAAGACAGAAGAAGUGUUUGUGGCUCCGUGUUAAAAAAAUUGGAAAAUUAUUAGAGAUUCUCACUAAAUUUUCCAAUCGUUCUGUGGAAAUUCGGACAAGAUGGCGAUCAAGUUUUUGGAAGUAAUUAAGCCGUUUUGUGGUAUUUUACCCGAAAUUGCGAAACCCGAGAGAAAGAUUCAAUUCCGUGAAAAGGUGUUAUGGACGGCAAUUACUUUGUUCAUCUUCUUGGUGUGUUGCCAAAUCCCGUUAUUCGGUAUCAUGAGCAGCGAUUCGGCAGAUCCCUUCUACUGGAUUCGUGUCAUUUUGGCUUCGAAUCGCGGUACCUUGAUGGAAUUGGGUAUUUCGCCCAUCGUUACCUCCGGAUUGAUCAUGCAAUUGUUGGCUGGUGCAAAAAUCAUCGAAGUGGGUGACACCCCGAAGGAUCGCGCCUUGUUCAAUGGAGCUCAAAAAUUAUUCGGCAUGAUUAUCACGAUCGGGCAGGCAGUUGUUUAUGUCAUGACAGGCAUGUAUGGCGAACCAAGUGAAAUCGGAGCUGGCGUUUGUUUGCUCAUCAUCAUCCAAUUGUUCGUUGCUGGUUUAAUUGUUUUGUUGUUGGAUGAGUUGUUGCAAAAAGGAUAUGGCUUGGGAUCGGGAAUUUCGUUGUUUAUUGCGACAAAUAUCUGUGAGACGAUCGUCUGGAAGGCAUUUUCGCCCGCAACUGUCAAUACGGGACGUGGCACGGAAUUCGAAGGUGCAAUUAUUGCGUUGUUCCAUUUGUUGGCGACACGUCAAGAUAAGGUUCGUGGUUUAAGAGAGGCUUUCUACCGUCAAAAUUUGCCCAAUUUGAUGAAUUUGCUCGCUACUGUGUUGGUCUUCGCCAUUGUCAUAUACUUCCAAGGAUUCCGCGUGGAUUUGCCCGUCAAGAGCGCCCGCUACAGAGGACAGUACAGCAGUUAUCCCAUCAAACUUUUCUACACAUCAAACAUUCCAAUUAUCUUGCAAUCGGCUUUGGUCAGUAAUUUGUAUGUCAUUUCACAGAUGUUAGCUAUCAAAUUCCACGGAAACUUCCUCGUCAACUUGCUCGGCGUCUGGGCUGACAUUGGAGGCGGCGGUCCAGCUCGUUCGUACCCAAUUGGCGGUUUGUGCUACUAUUUGUCGCCCCCCGAGAGCGUUGGACACAUCUUGACCGAUCCCAUUCACGCCAUCUUGUACAUCGUUUUCAUGCUCGGAUCGUGCGCCUUUUUCUCCAAAACGUGGAUCGACGUUAGCGGCAGCUCCGCCAAAGACGUUGCCAAGCAAUUGAAGGAACAACAAAUGAUCAUGCGAGGACAUCGCGAAAACUCGAUGAUUCACGAGCUCAACAGAUACAUCCCGACUGCCGCUGCCUUCGGCGGAUUGUGCAUCGGAGCGUUGUCUGUGUUCGCUGACUUCUUGGGAGCCAUUGGAUCCGGCACAGGUAUCUUGUUGGCUGUCACCAUCAUCUAUCAGUACUUUGAGAUUUUCGUUAAGGAGCAAUCCGAGAUGGGAGGCAUGGGAACUUUGCUAUUUUAAGGCGUUCAUACACACAUUUUUUUAACAUUAUUUUAUUAAAUUAAUAAAAAAGAGCAGGAAUAAUUGAGAAAAAUUGAGAGAAUACUAAAUACUGAGAAAAAACAACAAAAAAUAGACAACACAGACAUUUUUUGCAAUAAAAAUAUUAAAAUUAAAAAAAAAACUUCUUUUGAAAUAAUCACACACGAACAACAAAAAUUCAUCAAAAUAAAUAUUAAAACAUCGAACGUCACCAUUUAUUAGCUCUUACGUAACUGAUAACGCAUUUUUUAUGUUUUAUUUUUGUUAUU
Molecule: messenger RNA, 1867 nt
Organism: Culicoides brevitarsis
Lineage: Eukaryota; Metazoa; Arthropoda; Insecta; Diptera; Ceratopogonidae
Gene: Sec61alpha
Product: protein transport protein Sec61 subunit alpha
Exons: 4
Coding region: 147-1577 (476 amino acids)
Biological process (GO): SRP-dependent cotranslational protein targeting to membrane, translocation; post-translational protein targeting to membrane, translocation
Cellular component (GO): Sec61 translocon complex; membrane
Molecular function (GO): signal sequence receptor activity; transmembrane protein transporter activity; ribosome binding
Source: RefSeq, a predicted model, not a curated record